CCGUUAUUUACAACUGUGGUUGACUCCACGCAGUGCCAGUUGCUCGCGUCUGUGCCGUCCGCGUAGUUCUGCUUCCAUGGCGACUAUCGCCGAGCUGAAGGCCGAGUCUGGCCAACCUGAGGUGCCCCUUGACAGACAGUUUAUUUUAAACGAGCUAAAUGUCACUGAAGAUGCCAGUGCCAGAUCAGUACCACUCCUUUAUGGAAUGCUUGCCCAUUUCCUCCAAGAAAAGGGUGAGCGAGGAAACAGAAUAUUACUCCGAGGACCAUAUUUGCCAGCUACCAGGGAGAAUGCGUUGCGCAAGCCAACUGAGAAGAAGCGGGAUGUUAUCAGAGAAUCUUCCAGAAAACACAAACAAAGACAUGCUUCGUGUACUGCGGGUGUUACCAGAAAAUACAGGCCAACCCCUGGCCUAGUUUCUGCCAGAUCUUCCUCUAGGAGGUCUACAGUUUCAGACGGCCAACGGCGUAAAUUUUUAGAAGAGGAACAAAUCGAAAGUCCAAGUGAUAAAAUGAAUGGCCCCUAUAAAAUAUUUUUGAGUGGACAUUUUUAUCGCACUUAAAUGCCUAAACCAGCAGAACGUUUGAGUGUGACUGCAGUUGAAGAGAGAGCUGAAAGGAAAAGAGAAUUAUGAAGCCAAUUCGGUAUUGACCCAUGAGUGAAAUGAGCUACCAAGAAACCAUUUAAAAAAAUAAAAGGGGACAGGUGAGGACAGGCUGGGCUCCAAGCAGCUAAGACUCGAGGAGUUUGUAGCAAUCAGGUAAUCAAACCAUCCCAUUGCUCUGACUGGUGAUCAACAUGUGCUAAAUAGAUUUCUUAUCUUGUCCAUUAGAGAUGUUUGAGAACGUUUUGUUUAAAUUCACUAAGAUGUGAAAGUGGCUGACACUUCAUGUGAAAGAUAGGAUGGAAAUUCAUGGCUUAAUAUGUGAAGUUCACCGAAUGGUCUAUCGGUAACAAAAGAGGGUAAAUCCAUCAAUCCAUCUCUCCCUCCGUCUUCCAAACCCUUUUUAUUCUGUACAGAAUCGUGGGAAGCAUAGGGUGCAAGGCAGGAACAAUCUCUGGAAAGGGUGCCAGUUCAUCUCACACACACACACACACACACACACUUGAUUUAUUUAUGUACGUAUAGUUAAAGGAAACACAGAGAGACCAAGAUUAAGGUUUGGGGUUUCCGUUCCCAUAUACUGUAAAGCACUCUGAAAGACAGCAAUACGGUCAGUCAUGGGUUACACAAAAGACAACCAGUAGGGAGAACACGGACAUUUUUAUGAGGUGGGGAUGGAAGUGGGAAUGCUGUAAAACGAGACGCUGAGGGUCUUGGGAUAGUGGUGACAUCAUCGGUGAAGGACUGGAGGAAGCAAAGGAACCCAGCAGCGGCCUGGAUGUCUGCGUAGAGCAGGGGUCCUCAAUCGCAGUCCUGGAGGGCCGCAAUGG
Messenger RNA from Polypterus senegalus (gray bichir), 1434 nucleotides. RefSeq names its product centrosomal protein 20 (gene cep20). NCBI's taxonomy places the organism in Eukaryota, Metazoa, Chordata, Cladistia, Polypteriformes, Polypteridae. Gene Ontology annotation, cellular component: ciliary basal body; centrosome; motile cilium. Gene Ontology annotation, biological process: cilium assembly; microtubule anchoring. The coding region runs from base 77 to 562 and encodes 161 amino acids. The transcript is spliced from 4 exons. The record is from RefSeq and is a predicted model, not a curated record. Gene Ontology annotation, molecular function: protein binding.